AUGGACAUCACGACUAUUUUGAACAGAAAACAAUCUGCUGCCCUGGUUGCUGCAGAAGGACCGUUCCAACAACAAUUCGUACCUUCACCCUUCGGUUCUCCCUCGUCGCCAAGAAUGAAGCCGGAGCCGGGCGUCUCGGACCCUGGUGACCACCAAGUCCUAGCAUAUCCUACCCAUGCUCCGCUUGGCCAGAUGAACCUGCACCAAGGCCUGCAAUACGCACCUCGCACGCAGCCGAGCACCAGCAUGCCGCUGAUGCAGAAUGCCUACUACCCCGGGGGAUACGCAAGCACAAGUCCAUUGCCGAAUGGCAUCGCUGCCGCACCUACAGGAAGAGCCGAUCCACCACCGAAGACUUUUUACUGCUCGACUUGCAACAAGGGUUUCGCCCGGCGCAGUGACCUCGCGAGACAUGAACGGAUCCACACAGGAAUUAGACCUCAUGCUUGUGACUGGCCAGGUUGCGGAAAGCAGUUCAUCCAGCGUUCAGCUCUUACGGUGCAUUCUCGUGUCCACACUGGAGAGAAGCCUCAUAUGUGUGAGCGAUGUGGCAAGCCUUUUAGUGACUCAUCGUCGCUCGCAAGACAUCGCAGAAUUCAUUCCGGAAAGCGUCCCUACAAGUGUCCGUACGCGAACUGCCAAAAGACCUUUACACGCCGUACCACCUUGACCCGCCAUCAGAACCACCAUACUGGAACAAUUGAGGAGGCUGCCGCGGAGACAGAAGCCAACUUGAGACAGAACAAGGACAGAGCAAGGAUGCCGGGUGACAUGUUUUCGGAUCACGGCUCUGUUCACUCCACACCGUCUCCCGCACACCACCCCAUCUCCCCGGCCGGUGAUCUCCCACCUUUGCAUAUGCCCCGUUCUGUCAGCGAUUAUUACGGAAGCGGAUCUAUUCCCCCUCACAUGCGAGGAGAUUUUUCGCAACCCAGUCCCCGCGCGUCCCCGACUGCCACAUCACCGUCGCUGUCAAGCUACGGCAGCGCGCCACCUAUCCGUCCCUCUAUGACAUCACAUCCCUCGGGUUACGGCCCCCCUCAGCCUCUGGAACCGCCCGCCAACAACGACCACCGACCAAACAGUGUCAAUGGAAGCCCGCACAUGACCAGCCUGGGCUGGGCAUCUCCGUCGCAUAGUAUCCCGUCUCCCGGCUCUGUGAACGACUUCUACCCCGAGCCCAGUGCCCCGGCAUACCACACCUCCAUGCCUCCUCACAUGUACUUCCCCAAUUCCACGAUUCGCCGGCCCGCCAGCACAGAGCCAGAGAAUUAUGAAAUGAGGCCGAGGCUUGGUGAGGCUGCGUGGUCUACUGCGGUUUAG
This is a messenger RNA of Aspergillus ruber CBS 135680, 1323 nucleotides long. RefSeq names its product putative C2H2 finger domain protein. The transcript has 3 exons. Lineage: Eukaryota; Fungi; Ascomycota; Eurotiomycetes; Eurotiales; Aspergillaceae. Gene Ontology annotation, cellular component: PcG protein complex; transcription regulator complex. The record is from RefSeq and is a predicted model, not a curated record. Bases 1 to 1323 code for a protein of 440 amino acids. Gene Ontology annotation, molecular function: DNA-binding transcription factor activity, RNA polymerase II-specific; RNA polymerase II cis-regulatory region sequence-specific DNA binding. Gene Ontology annotation, biological process: regulation of transcription by RNA polymerase II.